AUGAAGUUCUCCACCAUCUUUUCUGUCUUCCUGGCGACGCUCUCGGUGCAGCAAGACUACGGUUUUGAUCAUAUCGGCAUCAUCAUCGGGGAGGUCAAGGAAAAGGCCCUCAAGAAGAAGACCAAACGCGAUUUCGUGGCGCAGUUCCAUCAUUUGGUGAUGAACAAGGAGCGUGACACCGAAUACAGGCACACCAAUUGGGAGACCAGAAAGCAGAAAGACGGGAAGGCUGAGCCGAAGCUGGAAUUCCUCACUAAGAUCAAUAGCGCCAAAAAAGCGACGUCUGUAACCAAGAAAGGCAAUGAGUAUAUCAAAGACCACAAGAAAUGGGAGGCCAAGAAGACUGAUUGCAAGACCUUUGUUGAUUACAUCCACAGUACGAUUGCUUAG
Messenger RNA from Aspergillus clavatus NRRL 1, 390 nucleotides. RefSeq lists its product as uncharacterized. Lineage: Eukaryota; Fungi; Ascomycota; Eurotiomycetes; Eurotiales; Aspergillaceae. Bases 1 to 390 code for a protein of 129 amino acids. The record is from RefSeq and is a predicted model, not a curated record. The transcript is spliced from 3 exons.